This is a messenger RNA of Didymodactylos carnosus, 1119 nucleotides long. Lineage: Eukaryota; Metazoa; Rotifera; Eurotatoria; Philodinida; Philodinidae. The record is from the annotation of a GenBank genome assembly.
AUGGCGGAUAAAAAGAAGAAGGGCGGUGGUAAAAAGGGUAAAAAGAAAAAAGGUGGAGAAAAUGUGUAUGAAGCACUCUUAGCCUAUAAAAUUAGUGUUAUCGAUAAAGAACUAGAAGAGUGGCGCUAUAAAAUUUAUCAAAUUGAAGAAGAUAAUGAACAGCUGAAUGGUCGAGACGCCGUACUUAGAGAAGAAUGUGCAACGAGCAUGAAAAAAUUGGUGACAAAUGCACUGCAGUUCGAUAAAGAAAAUAUUAGCUAUCCAACAGUCCAUGCUACGUUACAUGAUAAGGUCGAAGCAGCAAAGCACGAGGAAGCUGGAAUCAAAGAAAUUCACGAUCAAAUGCUUCAGGUUGAAAUUGAGAUAUUUAAAGUUCGUAGUCAAAUUAAACAUUUUCUUAAAUACCGUGAUUAUACACGAAUCGAAGAAUUAAAAGCCAUUCAAGCACUCGAAAAAGAAUUAGCUUAUAUGAUUGACAACUAUAGUGUAUUAUCAAAAUAUUUCGAAAAAUCGACAAAAGAUGAACGAUCACAAAUUACAAAAUUGACAGACGAAAAAAUUGAACAAAAAAGGAAAACAGUCUCUGAGAGGGUAGCACUGGGACUUGACAGAUAUACAAAAAAAAUGUUGAGUGAAAAUGAAUAUAUGAGAAAAGAAAUUGCAACUCGUAAACAAGAAUUACGAGAAUUAGAGGAUUACUUGUUCGAUUUAGAACAGAAGAAUAUCGAUAUGUCUGAAAAAUUGAAUAUAGCCCACAGAACAGAUACUGUUACCUAUGUAAAUACAUUUAUGACAGAGUUUAAUGAUGAUAUGAUUACAAAUUUUGACAGAGAUUCAUCCCUAGAAGUUGAUCUUGGACAACUAUCAUUACGAAGCAACCAGGAACACCAUACAUUUAACAAAGUGUUAGAUAAUAUACUGGAAAAUACUACAGAUCUGACUAACGAAGAAGAGACAAUCGUUUCACCAACAACAACAUUAUGUUUGGAAGGCACUCGAAUGCAUAUGAUUCCACCUCCACAAUUGAGUGAAGAAGAAGAUAAAUUUUCGGAAUUUAAUCCACCAACAUGGAUCGAUACACCUCAUAUUAAACAAGCUUUAAGCAGAAUGACUGUAUGA